AUUGAAACCAAAAAAUCUAAAAAUCAACUGGCAAUAGAACAUGCUGGGAAAUAUGACAAUGACAGGUGGGGUUUUUCAGUGUGUGAUGAUUGUACCUUCUUUAUAUUCAAAAUAUUGGGUACAAAAAUGUACCAUUAUACUAGAUUAUCUGCACAUGUACCCUAAAAGGUACCACACAGUACCAUGUUAUAUUAUAUGUGUACCUUGAAAUGUACAUUAUGUGUAUUUUAAUAUUUUUGUACCCCUGGGAACAAUACUGUACCCUAACCGUAACCUUUUUUUCUGAGCGCGAAUGAGAAGUUUAAUGGGCUCCUGAGUGGCGCAGCGGUCUAAGGCACGGCAUCUCAGCGCAAGAGGUUUCACUGGUCCCUGGUUCAAAUCCAGGCUGUAUCACAUCUGGCCCUGAUUUGGAGUCUCAUAGGGUGACGCCCAAGUUUGGCCAGGGAAGGCAUCAUUUUAAAUACGAAUUCUGACUUGCCUAGUUAAAUAAAGAACAUUAUAUAUAUAUAUAUAUAUCACUGAGGCUAAUGCAAUCCAGCCCAUCUUGUAAUUUAGGGCAGUGAUAGGCUACCAUGCAGGAUUGAGAAAUACUGAUCUAGGCCCAGGAUGAUAUCCUAAUUUUAGUGUAUUUCUAAUUGCUAAAAUGUAAUUCAUUCAUGUCAUUUAAACAUGAACAUAAAAAUAUGCAUGAUUUAACUGCUCAUUAUGUGUUUACUUAUUUGUCCAUUUGAAAUAUUUGAAUUGUGCAGUUAUGGUUUAGAAAAUGUCAAAUGAUAUUGCUCCCGUUAUAUUAGAUUUGUACAAUUAUUUUGGUAUUAGGACAGAUGGCCUAGGUUAAACGCCUCUCAAAGCCUCUGAUUAGGGAUGGUUGGGGGGCGUCACCCACCUGCAUGCAUGAGCCCGCCCCUGUGUGACGUCCUUACCAACGUGUCUAUUGUCGUGGAGAGAUAGCGCGGGUCGGGUUAUAAAUUACGCAAGGAGAGGCACAGCAACACACGGACAACCGGGGUCAUUUCGCUAAAAUACAAGCCCACUACUACCGCCAACAGCUGCACCAACAGAUCAUAUAGUCAAACGAACGUACAUUUUCUUCAUAUAAGUAUUUCGUUCCUUUUUUAAGGUACACUCAGGGCGCACAAUGGCAGAAAAUAUAGACAUGGAGGGGAAGGCAUCCAACGGAGAAGCGCAUCUUGAUGAGCCGGUAGCCAACGGACUCCGCCACAAGAAGUGUUCCAACGAGACAACCGUGGAGAAAAUCAAGAGGUUAGUCAUGGCCAACUUGCUWGUGAUUCUCACCGUGGCCGGGGUGAUCAUCGGGGUGUUCAUCGGACUUGGCGUGCGCCACAUGGAGCUGAGCAGGACACAGAUCCUCUACGUGGGCUUCCCCGGCGAGCUGCUCAUCCGGCUGUUGAAAAUGAUCAUCAUCCCCCUGGUCGUGUGCAGCCUGGUGUCCGGGGCGGCCAGCAUCGACCCCAAAGCCCUGGGCAAGCUGGGCGGCUGGGCGAUGAUUUUCUUUUUGGUCACCACUUUAAUUGCAUCAGCCAUCGGGGUGAUCAUGGCGUUCAUCAUCUCCCCCGGAUCAAACACCGGCUCCAAGCCGAUUUUAUCGGAUGACGGCGGGCUGCCCCAGGCCAAAGAAGUGGUGGACUCCUUCUUGGACCUGAUCAGAAACAUCUCCCUCCAACUGGUGUCUGCUGCCUUUCAGUCUGUGAUACGCUACAGUUACAAGUUUGUGACCAAGAAUGGCUCUAAUGGCUUGCGCAUCACAGUUGAGAAGGUUCCCUUUGGCACGGACCAGGACGGUAUGAACAUCCUAGGACUGGUGGUGUUUGCCAUAGUGUUUGGUAUAGCCCUGAGGAAGCUGGGAGAGGAGGGAGAGAUCCUCAUCAAGUUCUUCAACUCCUUCAACGAGGCCACCAUGGUGCUGGUGUCCUGGAUCAUGUGGUAUGCCCCCCUUGGAAUCAUGUUCUUGGUAGCAGGGAAGAUCGUGGAGAUGGAGGAUGUGGGCACGCUGUUUGCCAGCCUGGGCAAGUACAUCGCCUGCUGUAUCGUCGGCCACGCCAUCCACGGCCUGCUGGUCCUGCCGGGCAUCUACUUUAUCAUCACCCGCAAGAACCCCUACACCUUCCUGUGGGGCAUCUUCACUGCUCUGGCCACAGGCUUUGGGACCAGCUCCAGCUCUGCCACCCUGCCCCUGAUGAUGAAGUGCGUGGAGGAGAACAACGGCGUGUCGAAGCACAUCAGUCGUUUCAUCCUGCCCAUCGGGGCCACGGUGAACAUGGACGGCGCAGCUCUCUUCCAGUGUGUGGCGGCCGUCUUCAUCGCUCAGCUCAACAACAUCCCGCUCAACUUCAUCCAAGUCUUCACCAUCCUAGUGACAGCCACAGCGUCCAGUGUGGGAGCAGCAGGGAUCCCCGCGGGGGGCGUGCUGACGCUGGCCAUCAUCCUGGAGGCAGUGGGACUGCCCACCAGCGACAUCUCCCUCAUCCUCGCCGUCGACUGGCUCGUUGACCGUACCUGCACCAUUCUGAACGUGGAGGGCGACGCCUACGGAGCCGGGCUACUGCAGUGGUACGUGGACCGCUCUGACAAGCCCGGGGAGGGGCCGGAGCUAAGCGAGGUGAAGACGGUGGAGGGCACGCCCGCCGUGCCGGAGCACUCGCCCCUCAUCGAGGAGAAGGAGAGCAGGGGUGCGGGCGACGAGACGGCGAUGGCGGCUCGCGGCUCUGGGAAAGAGUCGGUCAUGUAGAUGGUUCGCUGCCGGGCCUUUUUAGACUUCCAUUUAAAGACGACUCCUCUCCUUGUGUCUUCUCUCUUUCUAAGCGAGACUGAGAGAUCCGGGUGGGGGGGGGGUAAAGGAGCGCGUGAGCAGAGGCUGUUCAGAUUUGAAAGUGACCGUGUUUUUUUUAAGGACUCUAGAUUGGAAUCCUUUGAAUGCUGAUUUCGUUCAGAAGAGCUGGCCCUGACUUCCUUUCUCUUGUAAAUAUUUAUAACAGUAACCAGCCUUGAAAAGGCAAAUAUCUCCAUGUUUUCUAUAUCAUAGCCGCAUGUACAGUUUGUUUCUCUGUGUGUGAAGUAGCCUGCACAAAUUCUCACUGUACUCUGUGAGAGUAGAUGAUGAAAAUUCCAAAGUUAUCACACAAGAUCCUCUGUACUGUAUGAUGUACCAAAUUAAGUUCAAUCCUAAAUUAUGUUCCACUGCUGGAAAAAGGACUUUUCUCACACAAGAACUGUGGCUCUGCUCAAUGCUUCUAAUCUGUAGCUUUU
Molecule: messenger RNA, 3267 nt
Organism: Salvelinus sp. IW2-2015
Lineage: Eukaryota; Metazoa; Chordata; Actinopteri; Salmoniformes; Salmonidae
Product: neutral amino acid transporter B(0)-like
Biological process (GO): L-aspartate import across plasma membrane
Cellular component (GO): plasma membrane
Molecular function (GO): neutral L-amino acid transmembrane transporter activity; L-aspartate transmembrane transporter activity; symporter activity
Source: RefSeq, a predicted model, not a curated record